This is a messenger RNA of Rhodamnia argentea, 1049 nucleotides long. Its product is annotated as bark storage protein A. Lineage: Eukaryota; Viridiplantae; Streptophyta; Magnoliopsida; Myrtales; Myrtaceae. Gene Ontology annotation, molecular function: catalytic activity. The record is from RefSeq and is a predicted model, not a curated record. Gene Ontology annotation, biological process: nucleoside metabolic process.
AUGGCGAGUCCUUUGAGGGUGGCAAUGCUUGGGCUUCUUGCUUUGGGAGUGAUUGCUGGAAGGAUCAAGGGGGCAGAUGGUGCAGUUCCUCCGAGCCCAAUGGCGAAGAUCGGAAUGAUGAACAGUCGAGGUCCGUACAUCGCUAUGGCCGUGCCCAACUCGUACGAGAUGAGCCCUCUUCUCCAAUCUCCAAGCUUUCGAGCCGAUCCGAACUUUCCUUACUUGGAUAUUUUAGGAAGGAGGUUUCGAUUUGGAAAGGUCGGAAUUGUAAUGACCGGAUCGAGCAUGCUUAACGCAGGCAUAACCACAGAAUUGCUUCUCACUCCAUUCGAGGUGAAAGGAGUUGUGCACUACGGGAUCGCAGGAAAUGCCAAUCCUCAGCUCCAAAUUGGAGAUGUGACCAUAGCUCAAUAUCGGGCUCACAUUGGCCUUCGGAAUUGGCAGCGAUUUGGGGACGGGGACAAGGACGAGCUGGCCCUAGAAUCGAACGGGGAUUACACGAGGGAAAUCGGGUAUCUCCAAUUUGCCGAUUACAGCAACGAAAGUCAAACUGGGGAAGGAGCGGGAAAUCUUCUGAACAGGGUGUGGUAUCAGCCGGAAGAGGCCUUCCCAAUCGACGGUGUUCCUGAAGUCAGACGGCACGCCUUCUGGGUUCCCGUCCACCAGAGCUACUAUGGGUUAUCCGCCAAAAUCAUGGAUUUGACGCUCGGGGCUUGUGUGAACUCUUCAACCUGCUUGCCAAGAGCGCCGAGAGUGGUGAGAGUGGAGAGGAGAGCGACUGCCAACAUGUUCCUGGAUAACAGGGGCUAUAGAGAGUUCUUGAGAUCCAAGUUCAAUGCCACUCCAGUCGACAUGGAGAGUGCAGGCGUAGCCCUGGUGUGUCACCAGCUCGGCGUGCCCUUCAUUGCCUUCAGGUCUCUCUCCGACUUGGCCGGUGGCGGCUCCUCGCGCUCCAAUGAGGCCCCCACUUUCGCCUCCCUCGCCGCUCAGACCACAGUCGACGCUGCGAUCGAGUUCAUCUCCCUCUUGCCGUCUUGAUCCACCAUUGA